This is a messenger RNA of Cucumis sativus (cucumber), 444 nucleotides long. Its product is annotated as RING-H2 finger protein ATL66. Lineage: Eukaryota; Viridiplantae; Streptophyta; Magnoliopsida; Cucurbitales; Cucurbitaceae. The record is from RefSeq and is a predicted model, not a curated record. Bases 1 to 444 code for a protein of 147 amino acids. The transcript has a single exon.
AUGUCACCCCCGCCGUAUAUUGCCGCUUCUCCAAUGCCAACGAACGGGUUCGAAGCCAUUUUUGAUGACUUUGAGCUUUUGGCAGCCAUAUGUUUUGCCAUUAUAGUCUACUUCCUCUCCUUCACUUUCUACUUCAAAACAGGAAAUAAUGAAUCAGAAUUCGACACUGGGACGGUCGAAGAUCGAUUGCCUGUGUUCCGAGAGCGGGAGAUUGUACAGAUUGAGACAAUGGUUUUCAGUUAUUACAGGGAAGCUAAGGGAAGUGAGAAUGAUGAUGAUUACGAAUGUGUGAUUUGCUUGAAUAAAUUUGAAGAUGGCCAAAAAUGCCAAUGGAUGAAAAAGUGUGGUCAUAUAUUUCAUUGUAGCUGCAUCGAUCGGUGGCUCAGGACGGAGCGGGAAUGUCCGCUUUGCCGAAGCUGCGUUUGCGUCGUCGUCAAUCCAUAA